CAUGUUGGACAAGGCGCUGAGCUUCGGCUGGUCGCCUUCGACGGACCCUAAAGAUAUGAAAGUGGGUCUUGGCUGCUUUGCUGUGUGGAGCGUUGCGCUUUGUUUGGGUAGCUGUGCCUGGGCGGAGCGGUCUCUUUGUAAGGCGGAACAUGCUCUAACAUUCUUCUGUACGAGCCAGUGACUACCCGUGAGUCACCAUGACAACCAAACAGCCUCCCCCUCUGAUGAAGAAGCACAGCCAGACAGACCUCGUGAGCCGUUUGAAGACAAGGAAGAUCCUGGGGGUUGGGGGGGAGGACGAUGAUGGAGAAGUUCACAGAUCAAAGAUCAGUCAAGUUUUGGGCAAUGAAAUAAAGUUUGCUGUGAGAGAACCUCUGGGGCUCAGGGUUUGGCAAUUUGUGUCGGCCAUCAUAUUUUCUGGGGUUGCCAUUAUGGCUCUCACAUUUCCUGAUCAGCUCUACGAUGCUGUCUUUGACGAAGAGUCUGUCAACAGCAAGACACCCAUCCGUCUGUAUGGAGGAGCCUUGCUUAGUAUCUCCCUCAUCAUGUGGAAUGCCUUGUACACAUCUGAGAAGGUCAUCAUACGUUGGACCCUACUGACAGAAGCAUGCUAUUUUGGAAUACAGUUCUUGGUGACCACCAUCACCCUGGUCGAGACUGGCCAGGCAUCCCUGGGAGCUGCACUCCUACUCUUCAGCAGAGUCCUCUUUGUCUGCAUCAGCAUUUAUUAUUAUUACCAAGUUGGACGCCGACCCAAGAAACUGUGA
Gekko japonicus is the source of this 767-nucleotide messenger RNA. It is a transcript of the gene TP53I11, whose product is annotated as tumor protein p53 inducible protein 11. The transcript is spliced from 7 exons. NCBI's taxonomy places the organism in Eukaryota, Metazoa, Chordata, Lepidosauria, Squamata, Gekkonidae. The coding region runs from base 198 to 767 and encodes 189 amino acids. The record is from RefSeq and is a predicted model, not a curated record.